Messenger RNA from Orussus abietinus, 1683 nucleotides. Its product is annotated as pyrroline-5-carboxylate reductase 2. Gene Ontology annotation, molecular function: pyrroline-5-carboxylate reductase activity. Lineage: Eukaryota; Metazoa; Arthropoda; Insecta; Hymenoptera; Orussidae. Gene Ontology annotation, biological process: L-proline biosynthetic process. The coding region runs from base 548 to 1360 and encodes 270 amino acids. The record is from RefSeq and is a predicted model, not a curated record. The transcript has 6 exons.
CUUCAUCUAUGAAAAUUAAAAUAAAUUUAUAUUGAAUGAAUAUCCAAAAUAUGCAGUAAUACAAGACUCGAGCGAUUUUCUGAGGAUUUUUUUUUAUUACCAUUUAAACGAUUGUGAAUAAUAAUUGACAGUGAAUGUACCUAAAUUAGAAAAUAGAAAUACUAAUGGAACAUUAGGAAAAAUCUCUCUUGCACUUUGCACCUUCGUGGCGAUUACCGAAAAAUAGUAGUUCUCUUGGAAGUGUUGCUUUGUUAUCAAGGAGUAAUUACAUAAAAUUUCCAGCCCAUCUCAUUAAGAAACUAACACAGUGUAGUUAACUAUCUCACUCUUGUGGCACACUGUCGAGAAGGAAGGAAAUUAAGCAGCCAUUCGAGAUUACGCUCCAGUCUGUUUACUUCGCUCGAACUGUGUAUUUCUGCAUGUAAAGCAGAGGUCUACAUGCAAUCCGCGAGAGAAGCGACAUUCGGAAAAUUGCCCGAAGCAUUCACCAAUUGAAAACACCAACUUAAAACCAGCUCUACGGGAAAAUUAUCAAAUUGCCAAAAUCAUGUUCAAAAUUGGUUUCCUCGGCGGCGGUAAAAUGGCGCAGGCCCUCGCCAAAGGUUUCAUCAAAGCGGGUUUGAGCAAAGGUGAGAUGAUGCUGGCGAGUUGUCUUCCGAACGACAUGGGAAGCAUCGAAGCCUUCAAAGAAAUAGGCUCGCAAACGGUAUUCACGAAUAAGCCCGUAGUCGAAUAUGGCGAUAUUCUGAUCUUGUCCGUGAAGCCGCAAGUGGUACCGGAAGUUCUACCUGAAAUAAAAGACAGUAAAAAAUUAUUACUCUCCAUUGCCAUGGGUAUUCCACUCCGUACUCUAGAACAGGCUUUGCCAGAGGGAACUCCAGUAAUCAGGGUAAUGCCCAACACUCCAGCUUUGGUGGGUUGCGGUGCCAGUGUUUACGCUCGUGGCAAAAAUGCUGGCAAAGAAGACGCGAAAAUUGCAGAGAAAUUAUUCUCUGCGGUUGGUUUAUGUGAAGAAGUUACAGAAAAUAUGAUAGACCCUGUGACCGCAUUGGCCGGGUCCGGUCCUGCUUAUGUUUACAUGAUGAUUGAGGCACUAGCUGACGGAGCGGUGAAGAUGGGUCUGAUGAGGCCAAUAGCUUACAAAUUAGCGGCCCAAACCGUUCUUGGAGCAGGGACGAUGGUUCGCGAGACGAAUACUCAUCCUGGACAGUUAAAGGACGACGUGGCGUCUCCUGCAGGCUCGACUAUAACAGCGAUUCACUAUUUAGAGAGUCAUGGGUUGAGGUCUGCGGUCAUAGGUGCUGUUGAGGCAGCGACGUUGAGAUGUCGGGAAUUCAGUUCUCGCGAAGAUCAGAAUUAAAACCGUCCAAAUAUUUUCGUAGCUGAAACGGAAGUACCAUCAUAUUUUAAUUUCGAAACUCGAAGCAUGCAUCGUGAUAAAUAGGAUCGCUAUUAAACGGCGUACUUUCAAAAAUAUUGCUAUGAAGGAUCUUAUUUUUAUAAAUCACGUAGUCGGUGUAAGAUCGUGUACCAUAGUCCUUGUAGAUACAGAUGUAGGGAAUUACUUGAACGACUGAUCCCGCUACCUGCAUUUAGUGAUACUAUAAGUAAUAGCAAUUAAAAAUCGGUCGUUAACUUAGGUUUGUACAUUAGGAAAUAAAAGUCAUUUUUAUAUACCACGAA